GGAGAGCCGGGGGCCGUCGCUUUGGAGUUGGGGCUAAGCAGUCCUCGGGGAGAGCGCGCCAAGACCGCUGCAGCCACUGGCUGACGGAAGGAGAGUUUGCAUGGAAGUGGCUUACAGAAACUUGGCACUGAGGUGCAGGGAAGCGAGACACUCUUUGUGCCUCUAAGGCCGAUGAGGAAUUUGCAAACACAUGUGGGACAUAUAAGCCUUGGAUGCGGAGGUUGGACCCAUCCACAGUAAUGGCUACGGCCUUACCCAGGACCCUGGGCGAGUUGCAGCUGUAUAGAAUAUUACAAAAAGCCAACCUACUUUCUUAUUUUGAUGCCUUUAUCCAACAAGGUGGUGAUGAUGUCCAGCAGCUCUGUGAAGCAGGAGAAGAGGAAUUUUUGGAAAUCAUGGCACUCGUGGGCAUGGCUAGCAAGCCCCUUCAUGUUAGAAGGCUGCAGAAGGCUUUGAGAGACUGGGUCACAAACCCUGGGCUUUUCAAUCAGCCACUGACUUCCCUUCCUGUCAGUAGCAUACCCAUCUAUAAAUUACCAGAGGGAUCGCCGACAUGGCUGGGAAUAUCCUGCAGUAGUUAUGAAAGGAGUAGCAAUGCCCGGGAACCUCAUUUAAAAAUCCCCAAAUGUGCUGCCACCACCUGUGUGCAGAGCUUGGGACAGGGGAAGUCAGAUGUGGUCGGGAGCCUAGCGCUGCAGAGUGUUGGUGAUUCCAGACUCUGGCAAGGCCACCAUGCCACUGAGAGCGAGCACAGCCUCUCCCCAGCAGACCUGGGCUCCCCUGCGUCCCCAAAGGAGAGCAGCGAGGCACUGGAUGCUGCGGCUGCGCUCUCUGUGGCCGAGUGUGUGGAGCGGAUGGCCCCUACACUGCCGAAAAGUGACUUGAACGAAGUAAAGGAGCUGCUAAAAACCAACAAGAAGCUGGCCAAAAUGAUUGGUCACAUCUUUGAGAUGAACGAUGAUGAUCCACACAAAGAGGAGGAAAUUCGGAAAUACAGUGCAAUAUAUGGCAGAUUUGACUCAAAGAGGAAGGAUGGCAAACAUCUCACACUUCAUGAGCUCACUGUUAAUGAAGCAGCUGCUCAACUCUGUGUGAAGGAUAAUGCCCUGCUGACAAGAAGAGAUGAGCUCUUUGCCUUGGCUAGGCAGAUUUCUCGAGAAGUCACCUAUAAAUAUACAUACAGAACCACCAAGUCAAAAUGUGGAGAAAGAGAUGAAUUAUCCCCGAAGAGAAUUAAAGUGGAGGAUGGGUUUCCAGAUUUCCAAGAUUCUGUGCAAACGCUCUUCCAGCAGGCUAGACCUAAGAGUGAAGAACUCGCAGCUCUUAAUUCACAGCAGCCUGAGAAGGUGAUGGCAAAGCAGAUGGAGUUCCUUUGCAACCAAGCUGGCUACGAAAGACUGCAGCAUGUCGAGAGGAGGUUGUCUACAGGGCUUUACAGGCAGAGCUCAGAAGAGCACAGCCCUAACGGCUUGACUUCUGAUAACUCAGAUGGACAAGGAGAAAGACCUUUGAAUCUCCGCAUGUCUAAUUUACAGAACAGACAACCCCAUCAUUUUGUGGUGGACGGGGAGCUAAGCAGACUUUACCCCAGUGAGGCAAAGUCCCACUCAUCAGAGAGCCUUGGGAUUUUAAAAGACUACCCUCACUCAGCUUUUACCUUAGAAAAGAAAGUCAUCAAAACAGAGCCUGAAGAUUCAAGAUAGCUGUGAUUCUCUCACUGUUCUCUGGAAAUGGCAUCAGAUUUAAGGAUAAUACUCCAUCAUAGAAAUAAGCCUUAAUAACCAGUGUUGCCUCAUUCAGCUCAAACAGAUUUCAUAGCCAAAGCAAAAGGACUGGUACGGUAGUCUGCGGAAGCCAGGAAGAUAAAACAACAGCCACAAAAGAGAAAAGAGUGUUACAAUCUAUAACAGUAAUAUUGAUUCAUUCACAUUCCUGUGUUAAAUCAUUUUAUAUGGAAAGGCUUGCAAAUCAAUAUUGUAAGCAUUCAUUAUUUAAGAAUGUACAAUGUAUUUGUGUAAUUUAUAGAAGUAAACUCUGGAUGUUGAGACCUGUUUGGUCCAAUAGAUGUGGAUACAGUUUAUUUUACUUGAAAUUUUGUUGUCUGCUUUGUGUGUUUAACGUAAAUAAAUGUCAACGUUUAGAAUCUUUGCCUGCAAUCGUGAAAAAGAAAGCUUAAGUGAUGUAGUUAUUGGCAAGAUUGUAAUGAUUGUAGAAAAAUAGAAAGCAAAUACUCAAUUUAAGCCAAGGAAAAGAUUGUGGAUUUAAUAUUUGAUAAAACUGAUUUUGUUUGACAGGAAAUGUGUAGCAUUCACUCAUAAAAUAUCUGGUUAUCAAUGCACGUUUACACAAUUAGUACUUGAGUGGAGGAAAGUUAAAAAGAUGAGCAAUAGAGUAGAAAAUAUCUCUUAAACUAGUUGACCUAGAUUGUAUUAAUAGCUACUUAAGAUGUAUCAAAGAUAGGAAGCUAUUACUUGGACAGAGAACUUGAAAUUUCAGAAUGUGUUAAAUAGAUUAAGACAUAGUAAGUUAACCCUACAUGUUAUAAAGAUGGUGACUGUUAACAAAAGCUAUAAUAGAUUAAGUACUGUUUUAUAUACAGAAAGUUUUCUCUGUGUAGAGAGUUCAGACUAGAUGCUUUCACUAGGGAAUGUCUGCCCACCCAGCCGUCAAAAGUGUGGACAGUCACUGCAUCCACAUUUGUAGGCAUACUUCUAUAAAAGUUUAGUUGACACCUAUAUUCAUUAUUUAUUUUACGAUUUCAUUUUUCUACAUUUUUGAAAUUUGUGAAUGCAGUUUUUUCUUAAAAUUCAUUUUAAAUUGACAGUACGUUUUUAAUUCUCCCAAUUUAAUUCAUAGACUGUGUGCAUAUAUAGGGGAGUGUGCUUACAUGUUAAUAAUGUACUUGCAUACUUAAGAGAAUUUCACAUUGGAAUUCAUAAUGGUAAAAAAACCAAAUACACCUGACAAUAUAUUUCUUUUCUGUUGGUUUAAGAGAAAGUAUCUGACAGCUUUACCUACUUCCUAUAGAUUCAUCAAACCCAGAUAUUGCUGAGAAGAGUGUAUUGACUUAGAGUAUGUGUUUUUUUGUUUUUAGUUCUGCUCUAGAUCAUAACUGUAAAAAAUAUUAAGUCAUAAUCUGUUACACUAAAAUUCGUCAGCCAAAUGUUAAAUGAAGUGUCUGCACUGUAGUCUCAGAUCACUGUCACAUAUAUAAAUUGCUUCUUCAUUUUAAUUUGUAGAAGAACUUUAUAGUAAGAAACACCAGUAAACAACUUUUAUACUGUUAAAAGGCUUUUUUCCCUUCCUAAAUGUUUUAAUUGUACCAUAGUGUUUUGCUCACUGAAGAAGCUUCUUAGGGACCUUGCAACUUUGUUGCUAGCUUGAGGUUGAUUAUUGUGGUUGUAUUGUUCACUGUGUGUAGAAAUAGUAUGAGUACAACUUAAAUAGACUGGUCAGUUUUUAAUAUUAGCCAUAGCACUGGUUAGUAUCUCAGUAGUUUCAUGAAACGUUUCCUGUAUUCUAAUCUAUUUUGAAACAUUUUGUUUGUUUUUUUUUAAUUGUGUCUUACAGUCAAGUUUGUAGAUUUUAAUAAGCCACAAUUUUAAAAGAUGCAGUAAUCUUCCAACUUCCAAUAUUUAUCCAUCCAUUGUGGACCCACAAAUUGCAUCUUUAAAUUCAUAAGUUUCCUUAAGUAUCAUCUGUUUCCGGUCUUUCAAGUUUAGUGAUAAUGUGGAAGCACAAGAAAAAUUUCAGUAGAAUACAAUUUUUAUUUUGUAAACACUAAUGUAUUAAACUUGCUAUACAUUAAAGCAAAUAAUAUAUUUUUUAUUUGAAUUGUAUAUAUGAAUUGGAUGUUAUAACUAGUUGAUUUUUUUUUUCAUUUUGUUAGAGGUAUUUUCACUGAACAAGGUCAAUUGGUUACCUCAGUAUUACAGCCAAUAUAGUCCAAGGGACCAUUUAUCCCUGAGUCUCUUAACUUUAUUGUGCGAUGUCCACGUUUUUGUGACUCUUCAAGCUGUUGGUGAGGUGGGACGAGUGCACUUGCUUCUUGUGGCAAUAAAGCUUUUCUGUGCCUCACACA
Sapajus apella (tufted capuchin) is the source of this 4081-nucleotide messenger RNA. RefSeq names its product NGFI-A binding protein 1 (gene NAB1). The transcript has 9 exons. Bases 213 to 1703 code for a protein of 496 amino acids. Lineage: Eukaryota; Metazoa; Chordata; Mammalia; Primates; Cebidae. Gene Ontology annotation, molecular function: transcription coregulator activity; transcription factor binding. Gene Ontology annotation, biological process: negative regulation of DNA-templated transcription. The record is from RefSeq and is a predicted model, not a curated record. Gene Ontology annotation, cellular component: nucleus.